Molecule: messenger RNA, 1258 nt
Organism: Pseudopipra pipra
Lineage: Eukaryota; Metazoa; Chordata; Aves; Passeriformes; Pipridae
Product: ankyrin repeat domain-containing protein 26-like
Exons: 5
Coding region: 1-1146 (381 amino acids)
Source: RefSeq, a predicted model, not a curated record
AUGGAGCCUAAAACAGGCAUGCAGCUAGAGGACCAAAACCAGACUUUGCAAGAAGAGCUGUCCACUCUGCGUGGGAAGUAUGAAAAACUGGAGGAGAGCAAAUGCCAGCUGCAAGAAGAAGUGACAAAAGUCCAUCAUUAUUUGGAGACUUUCGUGCUGGAUGGCAGCCAAACAGCACAAUGUAAAAGAGAGGCGGAAGAACGAGCUGACCAGGAAAUAAGUCAAAAGCCACAAGACGUCAGUCUCGUUCUGCAAGCACAGGCAGCCUCCCAGGCUCGAUUAGAACAAAACGGAGACAGUCAUUGCGAUUCAGUGAGAAUCCAGUUAGAAGAAAGAAUUAGAGAUCUCGAAAGUGAACUGGACAGGGUAAAAAAAUCCCAACAAGAGAGUGCUUCUCGUAAAGAAGCAACGCGGGGAGAAAUGGAAAUGUACAAAGACCUGUACCUGGAGGAAUUGAAAACUAGAAGAUGCCUAGACAAGAAACUGGAAAGGUUGGAAAAGCUUCUGAGGGUAGAUAGGAGGAAACUCAGGGCUAAUGAAGAGAAAGAAACCCAGUCCCAGCUGGAAGAAAUGAAGAACAGAUAUUCUGAAAAGGUCAAGGAAGUGGAUAGAUUACGAACAGAGGUUGCUGAACUUUCCCAGCAGCUGGACGGGGAAAGUAAAAAGUGCACGCAGCUGGAAGCCAAAAAUCAGGAUUUGCAACAAGAGCUGUCUACCCUGCGUGGGAAGUGCGAAAACCUGGAGAUGGACAAAUGCCAGCUGCAAGAAGAGCUGGCAAAAGUCCAGCACCAUUUGGAGACUAACAUGGUGAAUCGCACCCAACUAGAACAAUGUAAAAGAGAGGCGGAAGAACGAGCUGACCACGAAAUCAGACAAAAACUCCGAGAAGUCAAUGAGUUUUUGCAAGCACAGGCAGCCUCCCAGGACAGAUUAGAACAAAUCAGAGCCAGUCAUCAUGCUUCACUAAGAAACCAGCUAAAAGACAGAAUUAGAGAUCUUGAAUGUGAACUGGACAGGAUAAAAAAUACCCAACAAGACAGUACUUUUCAAAAAGAAUCCACCCAGGCAGAAGUGGAAAAAUACAGAGAGCUGUAUCUGGAGGAAGUCAAAACCAGAAAAAGCCUAGCCAAGAAACUGGAAAGGUAAGUCCAUGCUUUUCUGGACUGGUAAUAACACACUCCUUUUUCCUCGUGCAUUUUCCUUCUAAAAUCCCUUUUUUACGUCUCGCCAGCACGAUGUGUGAAAGCAGAACAUGGCA